CACGCAAAAGCUGGCAACUACGUCGGUCAGUUACGUAGCUUACGUCGUCAGCUGUACAAAGGUUCACCGCAGAAGUGAUGAUUAGACUUCUGCGAUCAACAGGCGAUUCGUGCACGGAUAUUUAACGACCUUAAGUCGGCAGCUGAUCUGUGGGAUCCAGACGGGACUGGAGGAAAAACCAGAACAAGGCAAAGCAGGAAUUUCUGGAGUUUCUUAAGGAAAAAAUGACUAAACCUAAUUACUCCGGCACCUAUCAUAUGGUGGAGCAGGAGAAUAUGGACGCCUACCUGACAGGUUUAGAUGUUAAUGUUGCUUUGAGGAAGAUCGUGUGUAUGUUGAAGCCCACUAAAGAGAUCAUCCAUGACCCAGAGACAGGAGCCAUGAAAAUCAACACAAUCACUACCUUCAAGAAUUUCAGCAUGGAUUUUAAUAUUGGAAAAGAAUUUACUGAGGACCUGGGGAUAGUGGAUGGCCGUACCUGUCAGACUACAGUAGAUUGGGACGGAGACAAGCUGGUUUGUGUACAGCGAGGCGAGAAAGAGGGACGAGGCUGGACGCACUGGCUGGAGGGCGACAAGCUGCAUUUGGAAAUGAGAGUUCAAGGCGUCACAGCAAAGCAAGUCUUCAAGAAGGCUGAAUGAAGUCACUGAAAAUGUUUUACAGUGAAUAGUCUCAUUUUAAACGUAGCCGGUACGAGAGUCGUGUUUAUAGUAUUAUUUAUUAACAAUAUAUUUGAAGUACUGAAUAUUUGUGGAAAAAAACAUUGUUCUGAGAGAAGAGAGUUGUAGAGCUUUUGUAACGGUCUUUCCCUAUAUUGCACAAUCUUAUAAAGAAGUGAUGCAUC
Messenger RNA from Pelmatolapia mariae (spotted tilapia), 844 nucleotides. RefSeq names its product retinol-binding protein 1-like. The record is from RefSeq and is a predicted model, not a curated record. Gene Ontology annotation, biological process: fatty acid transport. Lineage: Eukaryota; Metazoa; Chordata; Actinopteri; Cichliformes; Cichlidae. Gene Ontology annotation, molecular function: fatty acid binding. The coding region runs from base 225 to 641 and encodes 138 amino acids. Gene Ontology annotation, cellular component: nucleus; cytosol. The transcript is spliced from 5 exons.